UCCACCUGUGUUCAGCUCAGCUACAGAACCGAGCACAUGAGGACAAUCAGCUCACGGAAAGCAGCUGCCGGACACACGCAGUUCAUGAGGAAAGCCAACAUCUUGGUGUCGUUCCUGGUGGAUGUGGCUCUCGGCGUGUUGCUCAUGUGGUGGCUCUACAGAGACAAUCACAUCAGCAUGUUAGCCAACACACUGGUGCCUGCAGCGGAUCAUGUGGCUAAAGAGCUGGAGGAGCUGCUGCAGUGGCUGAUGGGAGCUCCUGCAGGGCUGAAGAUGAACCGGGCCCUGGACCAGGUCCUAGGCCGCUUCUUUCUCUACCACAUUCACCUCUGGAUCAGCUACAUCCACCUGAUGUCUCCCUUCAUCGAGGGGAUCCUGUGGUACGGAGGCCUGUCAGCCUGCUUCGGCCUGACCUUUGCUCUCUCGCUGCUCUCUGACAUGGUCGCCCUGCUCACCUUCCACAUCUACUGCUUCUACGUAUACGGAGCAAGGUUGUACUGUCUGAAGAUCUACGGCCUCUCGUCUCUCUGGAGGCUCUUCAGAGGGAAGAAGUGGAACGUCCUGCGACAGAGGGUGGACUCCUGCUCCUAUGACCUAGACCAACUCUUCAUCGGGACGCUGUUGUUCACCAUCCUGCUGUUCCUGCUGCCCACUACAGCGCUCUACUACCUGGUCUUCACUCUGUUGCGGCUGGUGGUGGUGCUGUUCCAGGGCGUCCUCCAUCUCAGUGUUGACUUCAUUAACUCCUUCCCUCUGUUUGCUGUGGGCCUCCGCGUCACCCGCUCCUACAGACUGGCAGAGGGCGUAAAGUUCAGGGUGCUGUGUGAGGAGCCGGGGACGGCCCUGCACCUUCUAAUGGAGAUUAACCCUCUGAAGUGCAGCACGGUGGUCCAGACUUACCGCACUCCAACGUACAGCUGUUACCCCAAAGACUCAUGGGCUGCCCUGGUCAAAAAACUGUUCGUUGGUGAGCUGAUUUACCCCUGGAGACACAAAACCACCAAGACCGACUGAGAGACAUCAACCAGAGAUGUAAGAGAGUAAGAGAGAUUAAAAAAAAAGGAGAGAUGAGGGAGCAAAGGAAAGGGAAGUGACUGAAUAAAUAAUGAGAUGGGAAACAAGGGUGAAAUCAGUACAAAGACCUUUGAGUUAUGUUACUUUUCCGUCAGAUGAGAAGAACGUCACAAAAAGCUGAAGCUGCCAGGUUGUCACUCUUUUUAUUGUGCCAGCUUUAAGAAGAACAAAAAUUUGUUAAUGUUUGAGUGCGACGAACAUGUCAGUGUCAGUCACAGACCUGAACACCAGCAUAUCGUCACAUCCUGCU
This is a messenger RNA of Plectropomus leopardus (leopard coralgrouper), 1324 nucleotides long. Lineage: Eukaryota; Metazoa; Chordata; Actinopteri; Perciformes; Serranidae. The record is from RefSeq and is a predicted model, not a curated record.